Messenger RNA from Prunus armeniaca (apricot), 330 nucleotides. The record is from the annotation of a GenBank genome assembly. Lineage: Eukaryota; Viridiplantae; Streptophyta; Magnoliopsida; Rosales; Rosaceae.
AUGAGCCCUGCUGCAAGUCUUGUCCAGCAGAAAAUCAGGCUGUUUGUCAAGAAAUUCAGCAAAGGUUUCCAUUCCAAGAAAGCAUACACAAAGUUGGAGCAUGGAGAUAUUCAAGUAGCUCCAAAAGGGUAUGUGUUUUUGUAUGUGGGGGAAGAGCGAAAGCGGUAUACAGUUUCUUUGAAGUGUCUCUCUUGUCCAGCUUUCGAAGAAGCGAUGGUCGAGUCGCAGCCGGAUGUGUUCGAUGUCAAGAUUGAAGGGCCUAUUGAGCUUUUAUCAUGUACAACCGAGGACUUUCAUAAGCUGAUGUCGAAGAUCAAGGAGGGUCAUUAG